This is a messenger RNA of Hemicordylus capensis (graceful crag lizard), 1309 nucleotides long. RefSeq names its product biogenesis of ribosomes BRX1 (gene BRIX1). The transcript has 10 exons. Gene Ontology annotation, cellular component: nucleolus. Gene Ontology annotation, molecular function: rRNA binding. The coding region runs from base 63 to 1130 and encodes 355 amino acids. The record is from RefSeq and is a predicted model, not a curated record. Gene Ontology annotation, biological process: ribosomal large subunit assembly; rRNA processing. NCBI's taxonomy places the organism in Eukaryota, Metazoa, Chordata, Lepidosauria, Squamata, Cordylidae.
CUGGCAAAGUGACUUCCGUUUGACGACGGAAGUGGCGGUCUGCGCGUGUGCGGAGACGCAACAUGGUGGCAGGCAAGAGAAAACGUGGAGCUGGCAAGGCAGCCCCGGCGGGACCGAAGAAAAAGCGCCCAAAGAGAGCUCCGGUGGAGAAGAAGGCGGUGGUGAAAGGCCCGUCCUCUGUGGCCGAAGCAGGGCGGGAUGAGCACAGCGUCCCGCCUCCAGUCUCUCAGGGGAAAUGGAAAAACAAAGAGAGAGUGCUUGUUUUCUCUUCCAGAGGAAUCAAUUUUAGGACAAGACAUCUGAUGAAAGACUUGCGAACCCUGAUGCCACAUUCUAAAGCAGAUACCAAAAUGGACAGGAAGGACAAGCUGUUUAUAAUUAAUGAGGUCUGUGAAAUGAAAAAUUGCAAUAAAUGUAUAUAUUUUGAAGCAAAGAAGAAGCAGGAUCUUUAUGUAUGGCUUUCAAAUGCACCCCAAGGACCAUCAGCCAAGUUCUUAGUACAGAACAUACAUACACUGGCUGAGCUGAAGAUGACGGGGAACUGCUUGAGAGGCUCCCGCCCCCUUCUGUCUUUUGACUCGACUUUUGACAAGGAGCCACAUUAUGCUUUGCUGAAAGAGCUGUUUAUUCAGAUUUUUAGUACUCCGCAGUAUCAUCCAAAAAGCCAGCCUUUUGUAGAUCACAUCUUCACGUUCUCCAUAGUUGAUAACAGGAUUUGGUUUCGAAACUACCAGAUCGUCGAAGAAGAAGCAGCUCUUGUUGAAAUUGGUCCUCGCUUCGUCUUGAACCUUAUUAAGAUCUUCCGGGGAAGCUUUGGAGGACAAACCCUGUAUGAAAAUCCUCAUUACCAGUCUCCAAAUAUGCAUCGGCGGGCAAUAAGACUGGCCACAGCUGCUAAAUUCCGAGAAAAGCAACAAGUGAAAGAGCUACAGAAACUGAGGAGAAAGGAAGAGAAGCCGCUUGUUCCUGAAGACCCCACUGACAAUGUUUUUGAAACGCCAGCUGAAGAAAAGCCAAUGGAGAUAGAACUGGUGAAACCAGAGCCAAAGAUUAGCUUGAAGAAGAAAAAGAAGAAACCACAUCAGCGAGAAAGGAAGCUGAAGAAAAAGCUUGGUGGAGUUGGAGUGUAGAACGCAAAAAGGAAAUUAAAGCAGGGACUUGAUAAUGUAGGCAGCAGUGUAUGUCAUAUUUUUGUAACUAAUCUGUGUACAGUUACUUUUUAAAACUGCUUGUCAUCAGUGUUUUUUAAAAAGCUUUAAUGUGCAAAUCAGUUAUUUGGUAGUGCCCUUCAUUAAAUGUGGCAACAAGA